This is a messenger RNA of Echinops telfairi (small Madagascar hedgehog), 354 nucleotides long. It is a transcript of the gene TCL1A, whose product is annotated as TCL1 family AKT coactivator A. The transcript has 3 exons. Gene Ontology annotation, molecular function: protein serine/threonine kinase activator activity. NCBI's taxonomy places the organism in Eukaryota, Metazoa, Chordata, Mammalia, Afrosoricida, Tenrecidae. The record is from RefSeq and is a predicted model, not a curated record. Bases 10 to 354 code for a protein of 114 amino acids. Gene Ontology annotation, biological process: positive regulation of peptidyl-serine phosphorylation.
CUGGGAUCCAUGAGUGCCUCCCAACCUGCCGAGGAGUAUUCUUCGCUCCCUCUCCCGUCACGCCUGUGGAUCUGGGACAAGAAUGUGUAUCUGGAUGAGAACCAACGCCCCUGGCUGCCCACGAUCAUCCAGAGGGAGAAUGACUUCCGAGUGGUGAUGCAGCAGGAGAAUGUCUCCCUGGGGGAGCCGAUGACCCCCAGCCAGCUCCAGCCACGGGAGCUACCUCUGUUGUGGCAGCUCUACCCUGAACAGAAGUACCGGGACUCUAAUUCCAACUACUGGCACAUAGUGUGCCACAAGAUGCAAAGUGGCAAGCAGAGGCUGGUUCUCAAGAAGUUGCCCGAGGAGGACUAG